Messenger RNA from Didymodactylos carnosus, 457 nucleotides. Lineage: Eukaryota; Metazoa; Rotifera; Eurotatoria; Philodinida; Philodinidae. The record is from the annotation of a GenBank genome assembly.
AUGGAUCCGAAUCCUUUUAAGGUCCACUCACACGCUUUAUCAUUGGCGUGGCCAUACUUGACACGGCGUGGCUAUGUUCGACGUGAUGUGGCCCUACGUUUAUCCAUGGCGUGGCCACUGCAAGUAUAUGAAUUGAAUCACUUACAGCGUGGGCACACGGUUGUGGCCACGCCAACGGAGAAGAAGCCAUUGAUAAUUGCACAUCGAGGUGCCAGUGGAUAUUUACCAGAACAUACUCUGCCAUCGAAAGCUAUGGGUAAUCAUGUAUACAGUUUAUCAUCUCUUUCUUUUGUUGACAUUGUCGUAUUAUUUCUAGCAUUUGGAUAUGACGUUGAUUACAUUGAACAAGAUGUCGCGUUGACGAAAGAUGAUGUGCCUCUGGUCAUUCACGAUAUUUAUCUCGACGAAGUGACAGAUGUAAAACAGAUCUAUCCGGAUCGGCAUCGUCCGAACGGAC